Nematostella vectensis (starlet sea anemone) is the source of this 2795-nucleotide messenger RNA. RefSeq names its product serine/threonine-protein kinase Nek4. Gene Ontology annotation, molecular function: protein kinase activity; ATP binding. Gene Ontology annotation, biological process: protein phosphorylation. The coding region runs from base 242 to 2518 and encodes 758 amino acids. The record is from RefSeq and is a predicted model, not a curated record. Lineage: Eukaryota; Metazoa; Cnidaria; Anthozoa; Actiniaria; Edwardsiidae. The transcript is spliced from 18 exons.
GCAUGCUGGUCAUUAGUUACAGACGCUAGGCACAAGAAUCGUGUUUUAUUUCCUAAGGAUUUCUUUAUAAAAUCUUAAUUUUUGGUUCACUUAACCACAAACAGUGCUAAUGGGUUAAAUAAUAACCUAUCUUGGACUGAUAUGUUGCAGAUUUCUGCGAAUAUAUCGCAUAUUUAGGUCAAAGUUUUGGUUGACCACAAAGCUACGAAGCUCGAGAGCUGAAAUUGGAUCGCUAUUGAAUAUGUCUCUCGAUAGAUACACAAUCGGUAAAUGUAUCGGCAAGGGAAGCUAUGGGGAAGUGUUCCUUUCUAAGCACAAAAAGGACAAAAAGCAGUAUGUUCUGAAAAAAGUGGAUUUACAGAAGGCCUCUGUCAGGGAGAGGAAAGCCGCAGAACUCGAGGCUAAGUUAUUGUCCCAACUGCGUCACCCCAACAUUGUGUCUUACCGGGAGUCCUUCCAAGAUGACACAGGCUUCCUGUAUAUUGCAAUGAACUUCUGUGAGGGUGGGGACCUGUACUCUCGGCUCAAAGCUCAAAAAGGGAUACCACUGGAUGAAAAUCAGAUUGUGGAAUGGUUUGUCCAGAUCGCCAUGGCAUUACAGUAUAUGCAUGAGAAGCACAUUCUUCACAGAGACCUCAAGACACAAAAUAUAUUCCUGACAAAAAGUAAAAUCAUUAAGGUUGGUGACUUAGGUAUUGCAAGGGUCCUGGAAAGCUCUUCUGACAUGGCAACGACACUGAUAGGAACACCAUACUAUAUGUCACCUGAAUUAUUCUCUAAUAAGCCAUAUAAUCACAAGUCUGAUGUCUGGGCUCUGGGCUGCUGUUUAUAUGAGAUGUGUACUUUGAGGCAUGCAUUUAAUGCCAAAGACAUGAGUUCACUGGUCUACAAGAUCCUCAAAGGGAAGACACCUCCCUUGCCAAAGCAAUACAGCACAGACCUCUGCUCAAUCAUCAAGUCUAUGUUAGACCAGGAUCCUGAUAAGAGACCUAGCGCAUCUCGUCUACUGCGACACCCUUACAUCAAGAAACAGAUUGCUCUUUUUCUAGAAGGCACAAAAAACAGACAGAAACAAAGAAAGAAUUUGAUCAGUGAAAGGAUAGAAGAGGUUUCAAGUAAUGAACCCUCAUCCAAGUCCCAAUCCCAAUCUUCAGAUCCCAGUCUUCAUUCCUCCAUAGCCACAGUAUCUGGAGUUGACUGUGUCAUUGAAGAGCCAUCCUCACCUCCAAGAUUAGUACCAAGACAGAGAAGCAAAGAGCCCAGCUCACCAGCACGUAGCUCUGUGGAGAGCAACAGCUCCAGUUCGUCAACCAGUUCCUCUGAGAAGGGACAGACAGAGAUUCAUGUCCAUGAUUCAGCUGAGCAAAAGAAAAAGCUUGAGAGACAGCGGGAGUUGAUAAAGAAGCAGAUGGCAGAAAGAAGACGGUCAGAGAGGUCAAAUAAAGAGCAACAGAGAAAUAAUCUUCAGGCUGAUGAAAGAGGCAACCAAGAGGAUGAGAAGAAGCCAGUUCCGCGAGCGAGAAGUGCAGGGAGUGUCCCAAAGUCCCCUGCUGUCCGUGAAGAGGCUCCUAGUAGACCAUCAUCUGCAAGGAGACCCCUGCCCCGCCCUCCCGUCCUUACACCACGCAGCAAGGGAAACCCAAGUAUAUCCAACAGCCCACGUUCUCGCAGACGGUAUAAAGUCAGCAGUGGCAUCGGACACCAUCAAACCUCUGCUGACGAUGAUGAUGAGGAUGAUGACAAAAGCACAGCAUCUGUUGAUUCUGACAAAAGUUUGCAGUCAGCAAAUGAAUCUACACCGCAGUCAGGUAGUAUGUCUGCCCGAGAGCGACGCAGAAUGAAGCAGAGGUCGUCAGAUGUAAUGAGUCCAGCCGUGUCAUUGAAUGCACCUCCACUACCCUCCCCACGGGAUCUCAUAGCUGCAGCAAGGGUCAGAAAAUCCCAAGAAGGCAUGGGAGAUGUAACUCCAAGAUCAUCUAGUCGAGAUAGGCCCAACAGAAGUUCAUAUGACAGUGUGGAUGGUCCACGACCAAAGCCAGUUACAGACCAGGUGCCAGUAGACAGUAGUGGCAGUGACAGCACAGGGUCUGACCUGGAAGAAGUCACUGUUGAUGAGCCGGCCUCUCAACAGCCUCAAGUCAGGAAACACCGUCACCUUAGUGACGUUAGCUCUUUGAUCAAUCAGCUUGAGACCACGUUAAAGGUAGUGGACCGGUCAGCAGAUGACAGAGAAUCGCCUGCCCAGUCCCCCUCGCCUACAAAUGAGCCGCCAACGUUUCCCUGUGGUGCAUCUCCGACGACAUCUGGUCGCUUACGAGACAGAAUCGAUCGCCUCAGAAGUGACUGUAUUCACGGUAUUGGUGAAUCGCAGCUGACGCAGGCGUUACGGAUUAUCGAGGCUCUUGAGGAAGAUGACGUCGAGGAUGCACUAAUAGAUCUCAUGGGUAGAGACAAGUUUGAGCAGUUUGGUGGAGCCAUUUGGCAGCUAAAGUUUUGUGAAGACUUCCAAGUUAGCUAGCUCAAGUCAGCUAUUAUAGAUAGGUUGCUAUAUAGCUGUAUAGCUGGUUCGGUAGGGUUAGCUAGAUAAGUGGGUAGGUAGGUUAGCUAUAAAUUUCGAUAGAUAGGUUAUCUAGCUAACGGAAUAAAUAGUUGAGCAAGAGUUGACACUCCCUCAAACAAACAAUCUGCACACAAGCGGUUUCCAUUACAGCAGAGGCGAACUGAUGAUGAGCAGAUUUAUCAUCUUUUUAGGUUAAAUUAUUGAAGAUGGAGGGAAAGAGUGAGGAUGAAGGAGA